Trypanosoma theileri is the source of this 2751-nucleotide messenger RNA. RefSeq names its product pumilio/PUF RNA binding protein 6. Gene Ontology annotation, cellular component: cytoplasm. Bases 1 to 2751 code for a protein of 916 amino acids. NCBI's taxonomy places the organism in Eukaryota, Euglenozoa, Kinetoplastea, Trypanosomatida, Trypanosomatidae. Gene Ontology annotation, biological process: post-transcriptional regulation of gene expression. The transcript has a single exon. Gene Ontology annotation, molecular function: mRNA binding. The record is from RefSeq and is a predicted model, not a curated record.
AUGUUUUCACUAGGAGUGGUGGAGCGCUCGUGGGAGGAGGAGGAGGGUCGGGUCCCCCCGCAGGGUUCCCCGCUGCCGGCGAAGGGACCAGGGAUGGGAAUGGGAAUGGAGUACGGCAGCGGUCCGGGGGCGAUGAGUGGCGGGCCUGGCGGAGCGGGAGGUCCGGCCUUCAGCUUCGCCCCGCAUAUCCGCGGCCCCUUCGCUGGCAGCGGGGAACGGCAGCGGAGUCCCCCCUUCACCAGCUCCACCCCACCACCCACCACGGCUCCUCACCAGCCCACGUGGUCCCGCUAUACACCCAUGGACUUUGAGUUGCUCCUUCAUGAGGGCAGACAAUUCACAGAGGAUAUGAGACGAUCUGUCGCGUACCUAAAGUGGUACAACAAUAAACGUAUGCAUGACAACCGACUGCCUCCGCCGUUAACGGAUGUACGUUAUGGUGCGAGAGAUGCAGUGGAGGCACCAUGGGACGGUGAUUCUGCAACACGCGUCUCAAGCCAAGGUGGUAUGCCCAUUUCUGGAGGAGGAGGAGUAAGUGGUGCUGCUGUUGGUGGUGGUGCUGGUGGUGGUGCAAACAUGGAUACUGGAAAGAGUGGCUUUCGCUUAGAACUUGACGCAAAAAAUCUGCAGCAAGCGCAUGAGCAGCAGUGUUUUAACCCUUACGCAGCUGGUUUUCAGCAUCGUGAUGAUAAUUUACUGAGUCCGGGAACACAAUUUUUUGGGGCAUAUGCACCAACACCGUUAGCAACUAUGGCGACACCAAAUACUCUACGCGCCUAUGCUCACUCUCGUAUGGCUACACAAAAUCGCAGUGGAAGUACGAAUAACGAACGGGAUCCAUCACAAUCUUUAACACAAGUGCCAAAUACCACUCUUUAUAAUAAUGAAUGGAAUACAACUGGGGAUUUUCGUACAGGAUCGAAUGUUAUUUCUAACUUGGGUCAACAGUACUAUACUCAAGAACCUAUGAAUCCAUUUGACUACUACACUGACCCUGCAGUAGCUGGUUAUUAUGGAACUACUGCAGCAGGUGUAGCGGAGGCAUCGCGAAUGCAAUCUGCACUUAUGGCUAUGGGUUCUGCUGGUGAAAUGGGUAUGAUGCGUGGUGGAAGUGGCAGUGGUGGAGCUGGUGGUGGUGGUCGAGGUAGACGUGGUGGAGGAGGAGGAGGAGGAAGAGGACGAGGUGCGAGUGGAAGCAACGCAAACAGCAGCAAAUGGGGUCCUGGUGGAGCUAAAGCAAAUGGUCGUGGUGGUCCUUACCGUGAACCACUUCAACCUUGUUCUGAAUUACUGGAACAAUUUCGUGCAGAUGCCAUGAAUGGUGCUACAAGUCAAUGGCGUAUUGCUCAUAUUGCUGGUCAUGCAGUAGAAUUUGCUCAAGACCAGGAAGGUAGUCGAUUUAUUCAAAGAGCUGUAGAUACUGCAACACACGAUGAAGUUGAUGCCCUUUUUCAUGAAAUCUUUGAAUCUCCUUUGGAUUUGGUAACAGAUAUUUUUGGUAACUACGUUCUACAAAAGCUUCUUGAGAUAGGUAAUGCACGUCAACUGGCAUAUGCGGCUACGCGACUGCAAAAUAAUGUGGUUUCUUUAACGUUACAAACGUAUGGAUGUCGUGUAAUUCAAAAAUGCAUUGAAGUAAUGCCACCUGAAGGACUUGAUAUUAUUUUGGCUGAAUUACAAGGAAAUGUGGCAAAGUGUAUUCAAGAUCAAAAUGGAAAUCAUGUUGUUCAAAAAUGUGUGGAAGUUAUUCCUCAACGUUGUGGGUUUAUUGUUUCAGCAUUCACUGGGCGUGUUAUGGAGCUGGCAACCCACGCGUACGGAUGUCGUGUAAUUCAAUGCAUUAUGGAACAUUGUCCAGAUCAGGAAGAAGCUAUUUUUUCUGAAUUGGUUCAAUGUGUGGGUACUUUGGCAAAAGAUCAAUACGGUAAUUACGUUAUUCAACACGUUUUGCAACAUAUGAAGGAUGAAGAUAAGGUAUCGCGUAUUUUUAAUGCAUUAAAGAAUAAUUUCUAUGAAUGCAGCAAGCAAAAAUUUGCCUCUAACGUGAUGGAAAAAAUUUUUGUCCGUGCCAGUCCAAAACAGCGUAUGGAACUUGUAGAGUUGCUGUGUUCCCCUGUUGAAGGAGUUGAUCAUCCAAUGGUGGAGGUACUUACCUUUAAGCGUUCUCCUCCUGUGAAAAAGGAUACCGCAGAGAAGCAGCGAAGCAGUGGUGGAGCUGUUGCUGCUACUGCUUCUUCCUCUACUACUGCCGCUGCUUCUGCUUCUGCUUCUACUACCACUACUACUGCUGUUACUGCAGCUCCUGCAGGUUCAAGUACCACUGUUGAGCCUGUAAAGAAAGGACGUCGUGAUAAGGAACGAGAGCGGGAAAAGGAAAGUGCAGGUGGACCCGUUGUGGAGGUGCAAUCCGGUGGCAAAGAACCCCCAAGUAUGUUAUGUCUUAUGAUGCAAAAUCAAUUUGCAAAUUAUGUUGUACAACGUGUGUUGGAUGCAGCAGAUGUGGACCAGUUCUGGUGUCUCAUUGACAAUAUUCAAAAGUUUCUGUUACCCAUCAGCACAUAUACGUAUGGUGCACCUAUUGUACAGAGAUUGGUGAGACGAGAAUUGGUAAAGGCACCAGAUGAUGUUGUGUUUAAUUUAUCUACAGCCGCAAGUGGAUCUGGUGGAGGAAGAGGUAAUUAUCAUCAUCAUAAUCAUCAUCAUCAUGGACACCAACGCAAGGAUGCUGCAGAUCGUAGUAGUGAUGAGUAG